AUGAGUAGCGGUCAACAAGAGUAUAUUCAGAAAGGAAUUAAGAGCGCCGAACAAGCUACAGCAGAAGACAAAGCGCACAAUUAUGAAGCUGCCGCACAACAUUAUAUGACUGCAGCCGAUUGGCUUUUCCAAGCGAUGAAAUAUGGAGCAAUGAAUCCACAGAUGAAACAAACGAUACGACCUAAAAUAGAAAGUUAUGUGAAACGAGCAGAAGAAAUUAAAGAACUAUUGAAGAAAGGUCCAACUAAAAAGAAAGCUGUAGCUGACACUAGUACUGGACGUGGCAAUUCAAAAGAUAAUAAAGGCGAUGAUGACGAUAAUGGUGAUCCAGAUAGAAAGCGUAUGAUGCAAAAAUUUGAAAAUGCAAUUGUCACAGACCCAAAUGUAACGUUCGAAGAUGUCAUAGGAUUAGACCAAGCUAAAGAAGCACUGAAAGAAGCUGUUAUAUUACCAGUGAAAUUUCCACAACUUUUCCAAGGGAAACGUAAGCCGUGGUCGGGCAUUUUACUUUAUGGACCACCUGGUACUGGUAAAUCAUAUUUAGCCAAAGCCAUUGCUACUGAAUGUAAGAGCACAUUCAUUUCGAUCAGUUCAUCGGAUCUUCUUUCGAAAUGGCUUGGCGAGAGUGAAAAAGGUGUCAAAGGUGUAUUUGAACUUGCUCGUGACCGACAACCGUGUAUUGUAUUUAUUGAUGAAAUCGAUGCUCUCUGUGGACAACGUAAUGAUACAGAAUCAGAAUCGUCCAGACGUGUCAAAACUGAGUUUCUUGUUCAAAUGCAAGGUGUUGGAACUGAUAAUGCUGGUGUUCUUGUUCUUGCCGCAACUAAUAUUCCUUGGGCACUUGAUACAGCUAUUCGACGACGUUUCGAAAAACGUAUUUAUAUUCCACUACCUGGUGUGAAUGAAC
Molecule: messenger RNA, 907 nt
Organism: Rotaria socialis
Lineage: Eukaryota; Metazoa; Rotifera; Eurotatoria; Philodinida; Philodinidae
Source: the annotation of a GenBank genome assembly